AUGGUUAAAAUAGUAAAUGGAAAUAUAAUUAGAGAAACUUUACCAUCAACUUCAUUCUUUACAAAGCGAAGACAUUCUCUAUCAUCUCUUGGAGACCUAAGAGGUCACAGAGACUUUCCUAAAUAUCCAUGGGGAAACAAUAAUCAUAAUAAGAAUCAUAAUAGAGUCCAUCAAAACCAUUUAGAGAGAGAACAUUUGGAUAGAGAAAACAAAACCUCUAUGGAAAAGUUCAAAGAUAAAUUUAAACCGUUGCAAGUUAAAGCUGUACUGUAUGGUAUGGAGAUUAAAUGUGGUUAUGUUUUCUUGGGAUUACUCUUAACUUUUCUACUUGGUGGAAUCAAUAUUCUCUUGAUAUACCUAUUGACAGUUUAUCUUGGUACUCAGUUCAAUCAUAGUUAUCAUGAUCAAAUGAAGAAUAACUAUCCUCAUGAAGGAGAAAAUCAAGAAAUAGAAUCAAUUCAAGAUGAACAAACCAGUUCAGGAGGAAAUAACAAUCUUUUCUUGAAUAGAUCUUCACCUUCACUUCCAAGUUCAAGAGAUCAACAUACUAGAAAUAAUAGAAGAAGAUCAUCACUUUGUACAACAUUAGCAGAUUUAACAGAGUCAUCAAAUAAUACACAAAUGAAUACUCCUUAUACAUAUAAUUUCUAA
Molecule: messenger RNA, 651 nt
Organism: Heterostelium album PN500
Lineage: Eukaryota; Evosea; Eumycetozoa; Acytosteliales; Acytosteliaceae
Exons: 2
Coding region: 1-651 (216 amino acids)
Source: RefSeq, a predicted model, not a curated record